AUGCUGCUCAAGCAGCAGGCCCAGCAGGAGAGCGCGGCCAAGGGCGCCAAGGCGCGGAAGCCGGGCGUCUACGCGAAUCGCGAUCCGGCGCUCAACUGGAAGGACGUCGCGUGGUUCUGCUCGAACACGACGAUCCCGAUCGUGCUCAAGGGCGUCCAGUGCGGCGAGGACGCUGUCUUGGCCGCCAAGGCCGGCGUCGCGGCGAUCCUGGUGUCGAACCACGGGGGCCGCAACAUGGACACGGCGCGGUCGUCGAUCGAGGCGCUGCCGGAGAUCAUCUCCAUGCUCACGGAGGCGGGCCUGCGGUCGAAGCUCGAGGUCUGGCUGGACGGGGGCAUCCGCCGCGGGAGUGACGUCGUCAAGGCGCUCGCGCUCGGCGCGAACGCGUGCGGCAUCGGCAAGCCGGCGAUGUACGGCAUGAGCUGCUACGGCGCCGCGGGCAUCACGAAGUGCGUCGAGAUCCUGAAGCGCGAGAUGGUGCAGACGAUGCAGCUCUGCGGCACGCCGCGCUUCGACCUCUUGUCGCCUUCCCUCGUC
This is a messenger RNA of Aureococcus anophagefferens, 537 nucleotides long. RefSeq lists its product as hypothetical. The annotation marks the transcript as partial. Lineage: Eukaryota; Pelagophyceae; Pelagomonadales; Pelagomonadaceae. Gene Ontology annotation, molecular function: oxidoreductase activity. The transcript has a single exon. The record is from RefSeq and is a predicted model, not a curated record.